This is a messenger RNA of Volvox carteri f. nagariensis, 597 nucleotides long. RefSeq lists its product as uncharacterized. The record is from RefSeq and is a predicted model, not a curated record. The annotation marks the transcript as partial. The transcript has 3 exons. Lineage: Eukaryota; Viridiplantae; Chlorophyta; Chlorophyceae; Chlamydomonadales; Volvocaceae.
CCACACCCGCCGCCACCGCACACCCGCCAUUGUCACCGCCACCGACGACACCGCCGCAACACUUGGCGACACCGCAGCCGCACUCGCCGCAGCUACCCCACCCGCGCCACACCCGCCGCCACCGCACACCCGCCAUUGUCACUGCCACCGACGCCACCGCCGCAACACUUGGCGACACCGCAGCCGCACUCGCCGCCACCGCACACCCGCCGUUGUCACCGCCACCGACGCCACCGCCGCAACACUUGGCGACACCGCAGCCGCACUCACCGCAGCCACCACACCCGCGGUGUGGAGUCGGUGGCGGCGACGGCGGUGGGUGUGGCGUUUGCGGCGGGUGUGGCGGCUGUGCCAGGUGCAGCUGCGGUGGCGGCAGAUGUGGCGUCGGUGGCGUCGGCGAUGGUGACGUCGACGGGUGUGCGGUGACGGCGGGUGAGGCGGCUGCGGUGUCGGCAGGUGUGGCGGCGGGGGCGACGGCGGCAAGUGAGGCAUUGGCGGCUGGUGUGGCGUUGGCGGCAGGCACGGCUGCGGUGUCAGACGGUGUGUCGUCGUUGGCGACGGUGGCGGCGAUGGAGGCGGAUGUGGCGUUUGCGGCGG